Cordyceps fumosorosea ARSEF 2679 is the source of this 1464-nucleotide messenger RNA. RefSeq names its product Carbohydrate-binding domain family 9-like protein. Lineage: Eukaryota; Fungi; Ascomycota; Sordariomycetes; Hypocreales; Cordycipitaceae. The transcript has a single exon. The coding region runs from base 1 to 1464 and encodes 487 amino acids. The record is from RefSeq and is a predicted model, not a curated record.
AUGGCGUGGAUGAAGCGACUUUGGCACGUCGCCGUCGCCGCCGCGUCCCUGGGCCUCUUCUCCUCCGUCGCUGCCCACGGCGGCGAGGAGCAUCACGAUGACGCCGACGAUGCCGCCCUCCCCGCCAUCGCGCAGUUCUGCCUCGACGGCUGGGACCGGCAAGGGCCGCGGUUCUGCAUGGCCGCCAGCAUGUACCACAACCACUCCACGUCAGCCCACGACAUGCUCGUCUCCGUCGAGGUGACCCGGCCCGCCGACGCGGCCCUCGCCAGCGCCGGCUGGCUCGCCAUCGGCUCCGGCGCCGUCAUGUCCGGGUCCCUCAUGUUCGUCGUCUACGGCGACCCCCUCACCGGCCAGGGCCCCUUUGUGAGCGCCCGCGGGGUCGAGAUUGGCAAUGGCCACACGCCGCCUGACGUGCUCUCGCGCGACGACCCCAGCCUCAACCACGGCGUGCUCGUGCAGCAGCUCGGCGCCGGCGAGUGGCGCGCCGGCGCGAACGGGACGCACGUCGGCGUGGUGCGCUUCGCGUGCUACGCGUGCACCGCGUGGUCCGGUCACGCCGUCGACGCCGAGGCGACGUCGCAGCCGCUGAUCUGGGCCUUCAACGGGCUCGAGGACAUGGCGCCGUACGCCUGGGACCAGCCGCUGCACAAGCACGUCGGUGUCAGCGGCUGGGGCAACUUCUACGCCAACCUGCAGGCGGCCUCGACGCACCACGCCGCCGGCCCGCCCGCCGUCGUCCCCGGCCACGACCGCAUCAACGCCGCCGCCACGCACAUCACCGUCAAGCCGCCCUCCUUCUUCCAGCGGCUGCGCGCGCGCCCCGCUGCCCACGCCCACGGCUUCGUCAUGCUCCUCGCCUUCCUCGCGCUCUUCCCGCUCGGCGUCGUCGGCAUCCGCUCCGGCCUCGACCGUGCCUUCAAGUACCACUGGACCAUCCAGGCCGGCGCCAUGUGUUUUGCCACCGUCGGCGCCGCGCUCGGCAUCUACAUGAGCCGCGGGAACCUGCUCGGCUCCGCGCACCAAAAGGUCGGCCUGGCCGUGUUCGCUCUGCUGUUCGCGCAGGCGGCGUCGGGCUGGUGGCACCACGUCCGGUUCGUGCGGAUCCGCCGUCGCACGUGGGUGUCGUACGCGCACAUGGGGCUCGGUUGGGGCAUCCUGCUCGGCGGCUGGGCGAACGCGGUCACCGGCGCGAUGCUGUUCGGCCUCGGGCGGCCGGGCCUGCUGGUGCUCGUGGGGCUGGUCGCGACCGAGCUUAUGGCGCUCGUGGCCGUCGUGUACGUGGCCAGGAGGAAGUCGCGGCAGGACAGGGCCAAGGCCACGGCCAAGGCCACGGACUGGAGAGACGGGGAGAACGAGGAGUACUUUGCGCUGGAUGACGCGGACAGCGAAGAUGACGAUGAGGAGGAUACGUCCAGUAGGAAGUCGGACGAAAAGCUACGGCCCGCAAAGUAUCACAAAUAA